This is a messenger RNA of Lymnaea stagnalis (great pond snail), 150 nucleotides long. Lineage: Eukaryota; Metazoa; Mollusca; Gastropoda; Lymnaeidae. The record is from the annotation of a GenBank genome assembly.
GUUUGCAAGGAGCAGUUGGGCUUGCCCCCCUACGGCAGGAUCACGGCCUCGACUUCCAGAAAGUUCCAGAAGGGCAGCUCGUGCCAACCGGAGGACGGUCAUAUUCUCAGCAGCAAGGCCUGGUGCUCCAAGAAACAGAAUGGUCAGUAG